AUGGCGAACGAUGAACUUGCUACUAAAAUAGCGAAUAUUAUCGCCUCUCUCGUUCUCGGUGAUGUGAAUCAACAGAGCAAGGCUUGUACUGAUAUAGUAUCGUUGAUGGAAGCGAUACAAGCUCAAGAUCCAGACCUCGCCAAUUAUCUUGUAAAAAAUGUAGUCGAUCCCAAUCAACGUCUUCCCACUGGCGAGUAUCCUUCGCAUGUUGCCACUCAAUUGCGCACAAAUGCUUGUGCUAUGUUAAUCGCACUUCAAUCGAGUCAAAAAUAUCCACUAAAUCUAAAUGUACAAGAUAGUAAAGGUGAUACAAUACUACAUGUAGCUGCACGACUUAAUAAUCCAGAUGCUGUCAAUUUGCUCUUAAAAAGUAAUGCUGAUCCAAAUAUUCAAAACAUGGUAGGGGAUACACCCUUGCAUAUCGCUUGUAAGGUGAAAGCACCACAGAUUGCUAGGAAACUUCUUGCCGAUCGUCGAACCGAUCCUACAAAAAAAAAUAAGGAAGGAAAAGCUGCCAAUCAAGUUACGGAGCUUGCUGAAAUUUUAGUGGAGUUCAUGGAGCAUGGUCUAAAACGGGAAAAUGCACAAUGUGGAGUACUAGAAAUAUCACUUGCAUGGUCAAAUUACAACGAUCUGGAUCUACAUGUCAUUUGUCCUCAUAAUGAAGAAAUCAUGUUUAAUCAUAAGUUAUCUGCGUGUAAAGGAGGAUUGGAUGUUGAUAUGAACGCUGGUGGAGCGAAAUCAGAGCAACCAGUUGAACACAUAAGGUGGACAGAAAGUCCUCCAACUGGUGAAUAUAAAGUCUAUGUGAAUCAUUAUGCUAUGCAUACUAAUGUAAAUGAGACUACAUUUCUUGUUGUCAUUCAAAUCAAUAAGAAUAAGGUCUGGGAGUACCAAGGUAAGGUCAGUAGUGGACAAAAGAUGCUGGUUAAAACAUUUUCAUAUCCAUGGCGCUAG
Molecule: messenger RNA, 957 nt
Organism: Rotaria socialis
Lineage: Eukaryota; Metazoa; Rotifera; Eurotatoria; Philodinida; Philodinidae
Source: the annotation of a GenBank genome assembly